GGCAUGUUGCGAAAGAGAUAAACAAACCGAACUGAACAACAUUUGUGAUAAGAUAAAAAUAGCAUUGUCAAAGGUGAAGUCACUGUAAAGACUUCAUUUAACUUGAGUUUGAAUUUGACAGUUCAUCUUUUACUUCUCGUCCUGUAGGAGCAACAGCAUUCUAUCCCUCAUCCUCCUCUGCUACAAAACGUUUGGAAUUAUUCGCCGAAGAAGAUGUCUCUCAGUGUCAAGCGUGUGGAAACUAAACCUUAUGAAGGACAGAAGCCUGGUACAAGUGGUUUGAGGAAGGCUGUCAAAGUAUUCCAACAGCCAAACUACACGGAAAAUUUUAUUCAAGCAAUUUUAAAUUCCAUUCAUCCUUUACCUGGAUCAGUUUUGGUUGUUGGUGGUGAUGGAAGAUACUUUGGAAAAGAAGCUGUAGAUAUUAUCAUCAAAAUUGCCGCAGCAAAUGGGGUUGCCAAAUUAAUUGUCGGCCAGAAUGGAAUUCUGUCAACUCCUGCUGUUUCAACUUUAAUCAGGAAGUAUCAGGUCACGGGUGGUAUCGUUCUUACAGCCAGCCACAAUCCAGGUGGCCCAGAUAAUGAUUUUGGAAUCAAAUUCAACUCAUCAAAUGGAGGUCCUGCCUCCGAUAGUGUCACAGAAAAAAUUUAUGAGAUAACAAAAACAAUAUCCUUUUACAAUAUUGUCCCAGAUCUAAAUGUUGAUGUCUCGAAGCUUGGUGAAACAAAUGUUCAGAUUGGAGGAAAACCAUUCACUGUUCAAGUAAUUGACUCAGUUGCAGAUUACUUAGCGUUAAUGAAGGAAAUUUUCGAUUUUGCAAAAAUCAAAAGUCUGAUUCAGGGCUCCUCUUCGCGGCCACCAUUCAAAUUAUUAAUCAACUCGAUGCAUGGAGUAACUGGUCCCUAUGUCGAACACAUUUUCAUCAAGGAACUUGGAGCCGCUAAAGACAACACCGUCAACACAGUACCUUUGCCUGAUUUUGGCGGUCAUCACCCUGAUCCCAAUCUCACUUAUGCCGCAGAUCUUGUCACAGCUAUGAAAAACGGUGAUUAUGAUUUUGGAGCUGCUUUUGAUGGAGAUGGGGAUCGAAACAUGGUCCUCGGAAAAAAGGCCUUCUUUGUAACUCCCAGUGAUUCCCUUGCUGUACUGGCAAAUAAUCUGAACUGCAUUCCAUACUUCAAGAAAACUGGUGUUAAAGGUUUUGCUCGCAGCAUGCCCACAGCAGCAGCUGUUGACAGAGUGGCUGCAGCUCAAAAGAAAGAAAUAUUUGAAACACCCACAGGCUGGAAGUAUUUUGGUAAUUUGAUGGAUGCUGGUCGACUGUCCAUCUGUGGAGAGGAAAGCUUUGGGACUGGCUCAGAUCACAUUCGAGAAAAAGAUGGCAUUUGGGCGGUUCUCGCUUGGUUGUCUGUGAUAGCCGAAUUAGGUGAAUCUGUCGAACAAAUUUUACUGAAACAUUGGAAGACCUUUGGCCGUAACUACUUCACGCGGUAUGAUUAUGAAAAUUGUGAAUCUGCUCCUUGCAACGAAAUGAUGAAAAAAUUAGAAGAAAAAGUCACAUCACCGAGCUUUGUGGGCCAAUCUCUAUCUAGUCAAGGAAAAACUUUUGUCGUGAAAAAAGGUGAUAAUUUUGAAUACGUCGAUCCAGUGGAUAAAAGUGUGGCCAAAAAUCAGGGUAUCAGAGUAUUAUUUGAAGAUGGUUCUAGAUUGAUUUAUCGUUUAUCUGGAACUGGAAGCAGUGGCGCCACCGUCCGUCUGUAUGCUGAAAGUUAUGAGCCAGCAAGUGGAAGUAUAACUGUUGAAGCAUCUGUUGCUCUCCAACCAUUAGUACAAGUUGCAUUGGAUCUAUCUGAAUUACAGAAAUUCACAAAACGCGACAAACCAACUGUGAUAACAUAAAUUUUCCUCACAAAUACACACAACAUUGUCAAGUUACCGAGUGCCUCCUCUAAAAAAAUGAGUCUGAUAAAGUGAAGUAUCUAAAACGACUAUAAGAAUCAAAUUGAACGUUAAACACGUCAAAAGCGUUAAGUUAUUUUAUUUUGUUUUUCUUACUAAUUUAUUUUUGUUACUUUUUAAAAUAUAGAAUAAUUUAUUAAGUUUUGGUGCUAAGUUUGAGUUUUUUCAAGUUAGCACAAUUCAAAAUUUUGUGUAAUUUUUUAAACCAAAAA
Messenger RNA from Bemisia tabaci, 2171 nucleotides. RefSeq names its product phosphoglucose mutase 1 (gene Pgm1). Gene Ontology annotation, molecular function: magnesium ion binding; phosphoglucomutase activity. The record is from RefSeq and is a predicted model, not a curated record. Gene Ontology annotation, biological process: carbohydrate metabolic process. Gene Ontology annotation, cellular component: cytosol. Lineage: Eukaryota; Metazoa; Arthropoda; Insecta; Hemiptera; Aleyrodidae.